AGGCAGACUUCACCUGGUCCAGCUCUUUACAGAAAAAUGUUCUUUUAUAAUGAAAAGUGCGCAAGCUAGACAUGUCCAUCACAUACCAUUCCAGUCUAAAUAUAUCAUCUGUUUUCCAAAUUUUAGAGAGCCGAUGAUUCCAAGCAAAUUUUAUUGUUCUCGUGGUAUAGUUACCAUGUUUUUCUUCUUUUUCCUCCACCCCCUACCAAACAUAUUUGCACAAUCCUUGUGCCGCCCCGACCAAAGAGAUGCUCUUUUGGAGUUAAAAAAGGAGUUCCCGGACCAUACCAAGGAUGACGAACGUGUAACAACACUUUCAUGGAACAAGAGCGUGGACUGCUGUUCUUGGUCAGGUGUCACAUGUGAUGAUAUACUGGGAGAGGUGAUAUCACUAGAACUCCAAUCUUAUUCUAGUGUUAAUACGUCUUUGAAAUCUAGCAGUGGUCUUUUUAAACUCCAGCAUCUUAGUCACCUAGACCUUUCACAUUGUAGUCUCAGUGGAGAGAUCCCUUCCUCCAUUGGAAAUCUUUCUCACCUUACAUAUCUUGAUCUUUCUUUUAAUCAACUCAUAGGUGAAAUCCCAACUUCAUUCGGUAACCUAAACCAACUAAGUUACUUGAGUCUUUAUAGUAAUGAUCUAAGAGGUAAUAUCCCUAGUUCAUUUGCCAACUUAGCGAAGCUUUCAAAUUUGAACCUAAAAUCAAAUCAGUUCACUGGUGGGACAUUAAUAGUAGCCAAUUUAACCAGCCUGUCCGAGUUAAACCUCUCUUUCAACCACUUCAAUUCUUCUCUUUCUGUAGACCUAAGUGGACUCCAAACCUUGGAGCGAUUCAUAGGAAAUGACAACUCGUUUUCUGGACCUUUUCCCUCAUCUUUGCUCACGAUUUCUUCAUUAGAAAUGAUUGCUCUAGAUCGAAACCAAUUCGAAGGCCCUUUAGAUUUAGGGAAUAUAUCUUCAUCAUCUAAGCUUGGGUGGUUUGGUGUUAGCUACAACAAGUUUGGUGGGCUAAUCCCAACAUCUAUAUCGAAAUUAAGCAGUCUUACAUUUUUAGGUCUUAGUCAUAACAGUUUCAAAGGAAAGGUCCCUAUAUCAAUAUCUAGUUUAGUCAACCUCACUUCCCUUGACCUUUCCUAUAAUAAGUUGGAAGGUCAAAUACCAUCUAUUUUGUGGAGAUCGUCUAUGUUGUCAUCUUUGGAUCUCUCUCGUAAUCUGUUCAGCAGCUUCAACAAAUCAGUAGAAGUUGUUGAUGGAGCAUCACUAAGAGAGUUAAGUCUUGGUUCAAAUUCACUCCAGGGACCACUUCCCCAAUGGAUCUGCAAACUAAAAAAUUUAUUGGCCCUUGAUCUGUCCAACAACCAUUUCACCGGUUCCAUUCCUCAAUGUCUGAAGAACUCCAGUUCUCUGUCAGAGUUAAGGCUGCGGAACAACAGUUUAAGUGGAUUUCUACCAGACAUAUUCACCAAUCUCACUAACCUAAGAUCACUUGAUGUCAGCCACAACAAUUUUGUGGGAAAGCUUCCAGCAUCCUUGAUCAACUGCACGUACAUGGAGUUUCUGAGUGUGAAAGGAAACAAGAUAAAAGACACGUUUCCGUUUUGGUUGGGCUCUUUGGAAUUAAAGAUCCUCGUGCUUCGGUCAAACGCAUUCCACGGUCCAGUCUAUAACCCUACUGAAUAUUUAGGGUUUCGAAGUCUACGGAUCAUAAACAUAGCCGACAACGAUUUCGUUGGAUCAUUGCCACAAGAUUACUUUGCCAACUGGACUCAAAUGUAUAUGGUGUGGAGUAAUGAAGAAUCACCAGAGUCGGAGUACAUGGGAGAUUAUACCCAUAUGUAUGAAGAUUCCAUUGAUUUGGUGUACAAAGGAGUAGAAACAGAUUUUACGCGGAUCUUUCAAGCCUUCAAAGCCAUUGAUUUUUCUGGAAACCGAUUUUCUGGACAUAUCCCUGGAUCCAUUGGUCUACUGAGCGAGUUGCGUUUUCUCAACUUGUCAGGAAACGCAUUCACAGGCAGCAUCCCACCAUCCCUGUCGAAUAUUACAAAGCUUGAAGCAUUAGACUUAUCACGUAAUAACUUGUCUGGUGAAAUUCCUCAAGGUCUCGGGAACCUCUCGUUUCUGUCAUACAUCAACUUCUCCUACAAUCACCUACAAGGUUUGGUGCCACAGACCACACAGUUUCAAAGUCAAAAAUGUUCUUCAUUCAUGGGUAACUCGGGACUAUUUGGACUCGAGAAAAUUUGUAAAGAAAACCAUGUCGAUGUCCCCGUUCCUACAUCGCAGCCACCCGAGGAGUCUUUGCCUGAUCCGAAAGAGCCAGUGUUGAAUUGGACAGCAGCAUCAAUAGUAUAUGGACCUGGUGUGUUUUGCGGAUUAGUCAUCGGAUAUAUCUUCACUUCAUAUAAACACGAGUGGUUCAUAGCUCGUUAAGCCUAUCUCUCACUCUUUUGUAAAUUUCUACUUGGUGGUUUUCUAAUAAACGCUGUCACUGAUGUCAGUUGUAAUGUUUUCAUGAUUUGUAUUAUGGUUCAUGUUGUUAAGGAUACAAGAUAUACGAGACAUCAAUAGUGAAUAUUCUCGU
Molecule: messenger RNA, 2579 nt
Organism: Raphanus sativus (radish)
Lineage: Eukaryota; Viridiplantae; Streptophyta; Magnoliopsida; Brassicales; Brassicaceae
Product: receptor-like protein 36
Exons: 1
Coding region: 50-2428 (792 amino acids)
Molecular function (GO): protein binding
Source: RefSeq, a predicted model, not a curated record